Molecule: messenger RNA, 1542 nt
Organism: Myxocyprinus asiaticus (Chinese sucker)
Lineage: Eukaryota; Metazoa; Chordata; Actinopteri; Cypriniformes; Catostomidae
Product: josephin-2-like
Exons: 5
Coding region: 222-776 (184 amino acids)
Biological process (GO): protein deubiquitination
Molecular function (GO): cysteine-type deubiquitinase activity
Source: RefSeq, a predicted model, not a curated record
GCAACAACAACAAGACAACUUCCGUCCGAUCCUCACACACACAAGAUACUGAUAGCAUCCUCAUUUCAGAGAGCAUUGGUUUAGUAAUUAACAGGUUAUUACAUAUGUGCGAACAAUAAAUGGAACAAUAAACAUUAGCUUGACCUUUAUUUCCCUACUGUGGUUAACUGGAAACUGAAAGAGUCAUUGCACUGCAGAUACUGUCUCCCAUAAGGGCGAGGAUGAGCGACGGCGAGGUGUUUCAUGAGAAACAGAGAUUGGAGCUUUGUGCCAUUCACGCCUUGAACAACGUGCUUCAGGAGAGAGUUUUCACCAAGGAGACAGCAGAUGACAUCUGCAAGCGGCUUGCCCCACAAUGUGUGAUGAAUCCACACCGCUCAGUGUUAGGCACUGGAAACUAUGAUGUGAAUGUGAUUAUGGCAGCUUUGCAGAGUCGGGGACUUGCUGCAGUUUGGUGGGACAAACGCAGGUCAGUACAAAAUUUGUGCCUGGACAAGAUUCAAGGCUUCAUUUUGAAUGUCCCAUCAAGGGUGUCACUGGGAAUUGUGUCUCUCCCACUGAGACGCAGACACUGGCUGGCGGUACGAGAGGUCAAUGGACAGUACUAUAACCUAGACUCCAAAUUAAAGGGGCCUGCCUGUAUUGGAGGAGAAACAGAACUCAGGUCAUUUCUCAUUGAACAGCUUUCUCAAGAUGUUGCGGAGAUGCUCCUUGUCGUCCAAAAGAAAGUAGAAGAUGAUGGGACAUGGCUGAAGCCAGAUGACCCAAGGAAAUGAUUUCUUGGAACCGGCUAUUCUCUCCUCCUCUCUCUCUCUCUCUCUCUCUCUCUCUCUCUCUCUCUCUCUCACUGUAGAGCCAAGUAAUUGUGAAAGGGAAACAUUGGAGCACAGAAAGGCAUAAUAUAUGAGCUGUGGAGAGCAGCACUACAGGAAGAUUGCAGAUAGUGUGCUCCCAUUUAUACACAGACACUCACACACAGGAAAGUCUGAGAGAAUGAUCUAGUGUUUAAUUAAAGGGACAUCUUGUCUAAUGUGAAGCUGCUGAUUAUUUGAACUCACACUGACUGUGUGGUUGUUGGAAGACACUACUAUAGCUGUGCCAGCUGCAUCAUUCUCUCUCUACUUUUCCUGUCUUUUUAGCUCUCUCUCUCCUCUCAGGAACUAUGAUCUCUCACUUUAUCUAUGCACUCCACUGCUGAAGUAGAUCAAAAAUGUGUGUCUUUGUUACAACUAUGCACAGAAAUGGUACUCUAGUUACUCAAAGUAUGUAUCAUUCAUUGCCUCUUAGACGUCAGUUUACAUACUACUAUGCAUAUACAAAAGUGAUGAGUCUUUAUCUCUUUUAUGCCCAUGUACUCUGAUUUUUCAAACUGCCUCAUUCACAUCAACUCUGUGAAGACUGCCAAAUGGAGGGAAAAAGAAUACAUUUGAUUUGUGUUAUUUAUUUGAAUUUUUGCUUCCCCUUUGAAUGUUUUUGCAUAUGUAGUGUUUGUGGUAGUAUUUUAAAUGGAAGAGCUAUUUGAAACUAAAAGUUUUCCCAGUC